Cherax quadricarinatus is the source of this 1385-nucleotide messenger RNA. The record is from RefSeq and is a predicted model, not a curated record. NCBI's taxonomy places the organism in Eukaryota, Metazoa, Arthropoda, Malacostraca, Decapoda, Parastacidae.
UGAUCCCUGUGUUGUGUGAUGGCGGCCAUCAGCCCUAGGUCCCCGACCUAUUUAGGGCUACACCAGCCCUCUGCACCCCUUAACACACCUCCUACACCCUUAACCCGUUAGUGACACACCCGCCCUCUAUACCUACCCUCUCGCAGCUAUCCAGGGUGGGUUUAACGGGAGAUAACAGGAGAGGAAGAGUGUUGGGAGCCGGCCAGGAUGACUUCCAUGUUGAUAGAAGAGAGCGUGUGAUGUGGGUACGAGGGGGCAGCCUUGUGGGCGGAGGAGGUGGGGCGGUGGUGGGUGCGGGCGUGGGCGGCGGAGGGCGGUCAAUAUGGAUACCUUACUGCUCUAACAGUGACCAGCGUUCUAACCUUAAUACACUAGAGUUUACUGGCAAGACUGAGUGUCUCAAGUUUAUUCGUGAACUGAACCGCGAGACAUCAAGCUAUCGUCACCUUGCUGUUGGUCUGGGUGGUAGUGGAGACUGUGACCAACUGAGAGAAGAACUUAAGAGGUCUAGAAGAAGAGCCCAGGACCUGGCCAGAGAGGCCAAGAAUAAACUAACUCCACAUCUGCACCAAGGAGAGAGAGUGAUGGGUGAGGUUGCUCGUUUGUGGCGCAUACUCUUCUGCUGCAUACGUGUCUUAGAACAGGAGAUGCUGCGUACACUCACCUUACAACACAGCUUUGGCCUACACCUGGGACCCAUAGGUCUGAUCAACACGGGUGUACAUGAGUAUGGCAGCAGUCACCGCUCAGUGCCAGCUGUGGAUGGCACUGAACUCUCUCUCAGUGACAGACUGGCACUGGAGAGAGCUGAGGUCAAUCAACUGCACAAGGAGCUGAUAGACUUAAGGAACCUCAUUAAUGUGAUGGAGAGCAGUCUGGAUAUGAAGGCUUGGAUCCUUGAUGAACUGACUGAAAAACAACUGCUGGCUGCCAUCAAUGAUGACUCUAACUCAUGUAACAGUGACUCUGCCUGUUCUGAUGCAGAGUCUGUGACAGUUUUAAAGGUCAGAAUCCUUGAGACUAGUCGUAAGAGGGUUAAGAAGCAGGGCCAGGAGCCAAGACACAACCCCAGCAACAGAGGAAUUCACAUGCAGCAUAUUAAGCCCAUCUUGGAGUAUGCAGCACCAGUAUGGAACCCACCCCUGAGGAAGCAUUUUAAGAAGCUGAAGAAAGUGCAGAAGUAUACAACUAGACUAGUCCCAGAGUUAAGGAUUAUGAACUACGAAGAGGAACUGAAUCUAACAACUCAGGAAGACAGAAGGACCAGAGGAAACUUGAAAACAACAUACAAAAUAUUCAGUGGAAUUGAUAAGGCAGAUAAGGACAGGUUGUUUGAGAGGCAGGAAAUAGGUAUUCAGGGGCACAACUGGAAGUUGAAGAUGUAG